Molecule: messenger RNA, 749 nt
Organism: Spirodela intermedia
Lineage: Eukaryota; Viridiplantae; Streptophyta; Magnoliopsida; Alismatales; Araceae
Source: the annotation of a GenBank genome assembly
AUGUCGAACUCUCGGUAGUGCUUCUUAGUCUUGCAUCUAGUUCAACGGAAUAGAUUUGAAGUGAAAAAGGUAGAGGAGAACAAUCAAAAUCAACGAUGUAGUCUUCAAAUUCCUACUUUCGAAUGAGAAAGGAGAACAAUAUUUUCUCUCAAGAACAACUUGAAAAAACCCUCUUUCUCUCCCCUCUUCCUCCUUUUUGUACCUUAGAUCCGCAAAUUGCAUUUUCUAUUUUGGCUUCUUAUUUUUUAUCAUAUUUUUCCGAUUUUUUUCUGAUUUUUCUAGCAUUUUCCCCUUUUCUCGUGUGGUCAUAAUUGAUAUUAUCUAUUUUACUAGAUGAUAAUUGAUAUUUGAACAUAUACCCUUCUACAUGUGCAAGAGAAUAAUCAAUAUCAUCUAUUUUACCAAACAAUAAUUGAUAUUUGUAAAUAUAUCCUCUGACAUGUGGUUUGAUGAAAACUGUUAGAUCCUUGCACAGUCAUUUUGCUCUAAAGAGGAGUGAUGUGCUUUAUCAGGAUCUAUGUGCAUCGGAUGCCACAAUAGCCACUGUUGGAUUGGCGAUUACUUUUCGUGCAUUGAUGGCUGCAACAUGGUGUCUCCUAGAUCAUCGAAUCUGCUAGCAGUUGCCAUUGGAUCAUGGAGCUACUUUUUCCUAUGAUGGUGGUGGUGACAUGCCUUCAUGUAGUGCGUUAGAUCUGACCACUACUAUCACCCUACCAUUAGAUCUGAAAAGAAUAACUAGAUACAUUUAG